Molecule: messenger RNA, 13145 nt
Organism: Haliotis rufescens (red abalone)
Lineage: Eukaryota; Metazoa; Mollusca; Gastropoda; Lepetellida; Haliotidae
Exons: 23
Coding region: 170-5740 (1856 amino acids)
Molecular function (GO): protein binding
Source: RefSeq, a predicted model, not a curated record
CUAAUUCGAUCGGAUAGAAUCCGCACGUGUUGCAGAUAGCGUCUUAUUGCGGAGGGCGUGGGUCUUUCAAGGAUAAGGGCUUGUGACAGUCACAGACGCUCUAUACCUGGGCUGUACCUGUGAUUCGCGCUGUGUCGACACGCGGAAUGCUGCUAUUUACCUGGAAAGUAUGCAACAACACCUGCAGAGAAAUAACAAAAUGAGGAGAGAAUUAUUUGACAGUUUCUUUUUCUGGAUGUUAACGUUGUCGUGGGUCCUUCACGUGGAUGGUCAAGCACCCUUAUCGGCAGCGACAGCGGAGUCGGGGAGUCCCGCAGACCCUACCGCGGCCUCACCCCCAGACGUCGUGACCCAGGUGCUGCGGGUACCCCACCUCAACAAGUCAGUCACGCUGGAUAUUGUACAGAGCUCUAAGGUGAUGGUUGUCUUUCAAGAAGAUGCAGAGGAUGAAGCAAGGGUGUCCUUUCGUCUCCAGACCCCCAGACUCCAGGACCAAGUGGUGCUUUCACACACUGUGACCUCUCUGAAGGACCAGGUCAACAUCAAACUAUACAUUGGAACGAGGGAUGUUCGGGUUGAGGAGGCAGAUCUCUGGCCGAUUGUGUUGUCCGUAAUUUGUGUCAUCAUCGUGGCAGCACUGACCUUCACCUUGUGGUGCUACAAGAAGCGUGGCACGUAUCGAUACCGUGUGCGGGAACCGGCAGAGGCAAACACGGAUUCGGACGGACAGACCCCCGUGCGGACACACCAGGCUCUCGGCAGGGUGGUUCCCCCCCAACGUCAGGGUGCUGGUGACAAAGCUUGUUUGGUUGGACCUUCCAGGAGCUGGCUAGGGCAUGCCUCACUCCACAGCCCUGUGUUCUCCCCACAGGAACACCACAGCAUGACACAGGAUCAGGACACAGCGACACAGGAACAAGGAGCUGCAUGUAGUGAGGUGUCCCUCCAGACAGAUGGCGCCACUGACAGACAGGCACUGCAUGUAGCCACAGCACCAUCACCAUCACCAUCGUCAUUGCAAGCGGUGUGGGACAACCUGCCAUUCAUUGAUGAAGCGGAAGCGGAAGAUGGUCCUGCUCAUCAUGCCGUCUCUGCUGCCCAACCGAUGUUCACGUCAUGUAUAUCCUGCACCGCCUCCACCAAUGUCCUGUGUCAGGGGUCACUUCCUGUUUACCUGUUGCUCACGUUGUCGGUGCUGACCGUGCUCUGCGUUUGUACCUUCAUCCCGCCUUCACAAAAGAGCAUCCUGAAUGUGGGGGUGCCAUCUUCUACUCUGAUACGACAUGUCCGAAUGUAUUCUGACAAGCCCGAGUUGUCCGACUUCAUCAUCAACAGUACCACAUUGUCCCUCGUCUCUCGGUUACAGAUUCUUGAUUUUGAGAAUUGUCAUGAUGACUUGUUGAGUUGCACGACAUUUGCUCGGUGUGAGGCUGCAGAAGGAUAUGUAACGUGUCGCUGCAAGCGAGGAUUUUAUGUCAGUGGACAGAGAUGUCAAGCCUGCAGCACCUCCUGCCCAGCUGGCCACUACAUGUCAGGUGCUUGCUCCGCUUCACGAGAUGUCAAAUGUAAAAAGUGUCAUGUUUGCCGUGGAUCUACAUAUGAAGCUGCUCCUUGUACAAUGACACAAGACACCAUCUGUGUUGAAGUGGCAUUUCCUGUUGGCAUCCUGCCCAUGAACUACACACAGCUGCAGGAUGAUGGAACAUUGAUCAAUGUUACCUCGUCGUCAAAUGUGUUCAUGGAGCGGCUGCGGGACAUGGAGGAGCUGGAGACGCCGAUGUAUGUGACCAACAAUCAGCAGAGCAUGGACUACGUGUGGAGGCGCACGUCAGGCCUGAAGAUCAAGAUUGGCAUCUCGGAUGUGUACCUGGUGCCUGAGUAUGUGGACAUUGACCAUGUUGAUGACAAUGCCUACUUCCACAUGAACAAAAACAUCUCAUCUACUCUGAAAGAGAAGUUUCAGGAUACAGAAAAAAGUUACUGUCGAGACCCAAUGCCGGACUUCUACAGCCUCUAUCUGCACAUCUUCCGCCACCGCAUCACUGCAGCGAAGUCCGUGACUUGUUCGUCCAAGGACCACUCUAUCCGCUGUCCACCCGGCUACAAAGAUGGCCAGUCCCACCUCCGCCGCUACAUCAACAUGCCCUGCCACAAGUAUGAGAUCAACCGGCGGCAGAACCUGACGGAGCUCCGUGACACCCAUAACAGUGUUGUGUGCACUGACAAUACACCGCUCUCCCUCAUCUUCGGGAUGCCCAACCCGGCCAAGGAGCCCAUGAGAUUCCCCUCAGAAGACUGCAAGUUUAAUCAGGAAGAGUGUCAGAAGUGUUUACAGAGAGAUUCCUGCAUCAAGAGUGGUAACUCAACAGGUGUACCGGAGUGCUGCAACAUUGAAUGUUACAAGAUGCCCACAUGUAACCAGGCUUUCAGCUCUUCCUGUCCUCUCGCUGGUGUCGAGUGUGCCAAGGGCGAGGUUUACAUGUUCACCUUGUCCCCAGUGUUUGAGAAGAUGUACAAGCGAUACAUGUGUCACGUGAAGUACAAGAAACCGUCUAUUCUCUACAACAUCAACUACCAAGUCCGCAUUCCCUCCCUCAACUACCACAUCGAGCAGCGAAACUUCACCAUCAACGUGGAUACCCUGCAGUCACAUCGGCAGAUGUCCACACACCUCGACUUCCUCAAUGUGCAGCACAACACCUGGUUUGACUUUGAGGACGAGAUGAUCGUGAUUGCCAACCAUGCAGACAUCGUGAAGGAGAUGGGGGAACUGUCGCUGCACCCCCUUAAGUCCCCUUCCGACUUCACCAGCCGCCCCCACAACUCCAAAAAGGACUUUGGAACCCAGAUGUACACCUACAUCCAGUUUGAUGUGCCCUUCCGCUAUAGCUCUGUCACCUGGAUGAAUGGAGGCUGUGAGAAGAAUCUGUCACGUGUGCAUCCCAACCAGACACUGUACAAGUCAAACUCUGUCCGUGUUGCAGCCAAGAUCCUGAAGGAAAAGGAGGAGAUGCAUUACCAGAUGUAUCGCACGGACCGCUCACCCCUCAUCAGACUCUUUGUCAACAAGAGUCAGUCGGUUCUGUCCAGCUUCCAGUCUCAGCUGACUGGCUCCAUCCUGGUGCCCUCCGCCCUCCAGACUGCCAUCACCUGGUCUCCACAGCAACAGGCUUGGGCUAUCAACAUCACAGGUUCCUUGAUUGGAUACCCAGGUGUGGUUGGAGUUCAGAUAUUUGACAAGAUGAUGACUCGCUGUAUCGGCUACUUUGAUGUCCUCAUCACUGACCGGCCCCAAUUCCAUGUCCAGUUUAAUGUGUCCAGCUCACAGCCUCAGCUCCCCGACAUCUUCAUGGUGCUUCUCAAUGACUCAGUCACUUCCCACCGUGUUGUCCUCUCCUCCAUGGUCCUUCCACAACCCAUCUCUAUGGCAACAGUGGACCUGCAUCAGGCCAGCCGAGCACAGGCAGCCCCCUCCCACUCCUCCAUCUGGCUCCCAGUCAUCGUCACCGUCACAUUGUCACUCGUCACCAUCCUGGUUGUGUUUGUUGUGUAUGUCUGUGUCCACCUGAGAUCGAGACAUUCAGCAGAGGAGCUGGUGAAAACGGAGUCAGUGCUGCUGAAUAAUGCUGAUGCUGUGAAGGUCCCGGACAAGAUCUACAGCACCUCCUCUUCCAGGGCAGUGGCCUCCAGAACCGUUGUGUUCGCCUUCAUCCUCCUCUACAUCACGUAUUCCAUCGUGUUCACAUUCUCUGUGGCUUUUGGAAUUCUUUACUUCUCACAUCUCACAGCAUUAUCCAAUUUCACAAGAGUGUCCAACCUGACAGAGAAGCUCCAUCAGGAAGUCAGCAUGUCAAUGAAUGAACUUAAAACCUUUGAAAAAACAGAAAUCCGUUAUUUAAAGAAAUUGUUCCGGCAGCGGAAAGAUGCCUGCAUGGAACACCUCAACAGGGAGAACUCGGAUGUGCUGAGUCAGCAAGUGAAUCUGCUGAACAAGCAGCUGCAGGUCAUCUAUGUCCAGAAUGGAUCCCUCCAGUAUCUGUCUGACAACGUCGCUGAAGUAAAUGCUGAAAGGCACAUAGAAAAAAUACAAAUGUUUAUAAAAGAAUGUAAUAACAGUGUUCAAAAGCAUUUCCAUCGAUUGACUGAGAAGUAUUACAGUGAGCUGGAAGAAGUAUCCAGGAAUGGGUGGCUGGACUUCCCCCGGGACAUGUUUCUGGGGCAGACCAAGAGCGGGGAAGACGUCAGCCCCAUGUCUGCAUCUCACCUGCAGAAGUUCAUGGCCUGGCUACAGAUGGACAAAGCUGAUGCCCUGCUGCAGGGCCAGGAGACACUGGCCAACAGAUUGGAGUCACUAGUUCCUUCUUUCCAGUCGUUGAUUGCCACCAACAUCAACUCAGUCCAGGCGAACAGUGUCCCCUCCAUCCAAGUCAGCAACAGCAGCCUGCAAGCCUACAAGUAUGUGGUCAUGAAGAGGACUCUGGACACUCCAGACAAGGGACACGUUGAUGGCAAAAACAGAACCACAAGUAGUGUGGAGACAAUAGACAUGAAGUUGAACUCUAUAUUGUACAUCGCCAUGACUUUGUUUCUACUGAUGGACAUUUUCCUGUGGGUGUUCCGUCUUGCAUGGUUGUACACACAAGUUCAGGAGGCCAAUCAAGGAUGCGAAGAGCUCAUUCCGCAGGACGAGGCAGCCAGAAAAGUCCUUGAGACGAAGACGGGUCAGAAUCCCCCCCGACAGUUUGAUGCUUUGGAGCAUCCCUAUGUUCUCUCACACAAUGACAACGUGAACCAGGACAAUGAACUCAAUGUGUACUUCUGUCAGUCAUAUCCACGUUCAAAGGAAGAUAUUUUGCGAGACAUUUGGGCUCAAAAGUUGGCCACAAAGCCGAAGACUUCCAGAGAGAAGCUUGAGGACAUUUGGAUGGUGCAGGACAUUAUGGCCUGUAUGUGUUGGCUGCACCGCGCCCUCAUGUCGAAGCUGCUGUGGCGAUUCCUGUACACCGCCGCUGUCAUCCUCUUUGUAUGCUGCAUCAUGUACGUCGUGGACUCCUGGCUCUGUGCCGACAACUUCCACUCACUGGUUGGCUCAGAUCUCCUCAUGUCUGAGCUGGAAUGGCAGGCUCAGACUGUGAAUAGUCAUGUGUCUACUGUAGCUGAUAUGAUGAACACCAUUCUGCAGGAGCUGAAGGUGUCGGUGGACUACGACGUAGAGACAACCAAUGUGUUGCUGUUCCAUACAUGGGAGACUCAGAUGUCUGUUCUGACGUCGAUGUUAUCCAACUUGUGCAACAGCUCUAAUGCUGUAACCUGCAACCUCACCUUCCUCAAUACUCCACAUCAACAGCCGCUGUCAUCCUGCAACUUCCUGCCACUGAAGGUCAACACAUAUACAGACUUGGACAUCCUAAAGUUAAAGAGUUUGGUUAUAACAGAGUUGUCUCCCCUUCUGGAAAUGUCAAGGCACCUUGUGUUUAUGACUGCAUAUAUUGUGAUUGUGUUAUUGUGUGCACGAAUUGUGUGUCAAGUGACAGCAAGGACUGUGAAGGACUACCUCAUUGUGUCAGGGCACUUGCCCCGAGCAAGGAUUUAUCAGUUCAGUAACACAAUGACAGGGAUGUCUGACGAUCCCCACGAUCAGGAGAAGGAGAUUCACCGCAGUGCAUCCUGGUUAGAGAGUUGUGAGAGUGGUGUGUAUGUUGGAGACAACGAUGACUCCGCCAGAGAGUCAACAAUAUGAUCCACUGCAGUGCAUCCUGGGAAGAGAGUUGUGAGAGACGUCUAUGUGUUUGAAGAUAUGAUGACUUGGCCAGAGACGUCUAUGUGUUUGAAGAUAUGAUGACUUGGCCAGAGACGUCUAUGUGUUUGAGAAUAUGACAACUCGGCCAGAGUCAACAACAUGAUCCACCGCAGUGCAACCUGGGUAGAGAGUUGUGAGUGAUGUCUUUGUGUUGGAGACAAUAAUAACAGCCAGAUUCAACAAUGUGAUCCACCCAAUGGGAAGAGAGUUGUGAGAUUGAUAUUCUUGUGAGAGACAACAAUGACUCUGACAGAUUCCAAAAUAUAAUCCACAAAGUGCAUCAUGGGUAGUGUCAACAAUAUGAUCCACCGCAGUGCAUCAUGGGUAGAAAGUUGUGAGAGAUGUCUGUGUGUCAGAGACAAUGAUGACUCGGCCAGAGAGUCAACCAUGUGAUCCACCGCAGUGCAUCAUGGGUAGAAAGUUGUGAGAGAUGUCUGUGUGUCAGAGACAAUGAUGACUCGGCCAGAGAGUCAACAAUAUGAUCCACCGCAGUGCAUCAUGGGUAGAAAGUUGUGAGAGAUGUCUGUGUGUCAGAGACAAAUGAUGACUCGGCCAGAGAGUCAACCAUGUGAUCCACCGCAGUGGAACAUGGGUAGAGAGCUGUAAGAGACGUCUAUGUGUUGAAAACAGCCAGAUUCAACAAUGUCAUCCAUAGAGUUGGUAGAGAGUUGUGAGAGCGAUGUGUUUGUUGGAGACAAUGAUGACUCAUUUGGCCACAAUCAAGAUGGGGGAUUGUGAGAGCUAUAUACAUGUUGGCUGUGAGUGUGGCCACUAUCAAGAUGGUGGGUUGUGAGAGCUAUAUACAUGUUGGAUGUGAGUGUGGCCACUAUCUUGAUGAAGGAUUGGAGAGCUAUAUACAUGUUGGCUGUGAGUGUGGCCACAAUCAAGAUGGAGGAUUGUGAUAGCUAUAUACAUGUUGGCUGUGAGUGUGGUCACUAUCAAGAUGGGGGAUUGUGAGAGCUAUAUACAUGUUGGCUGUGAGUGUGGUCACUAUCAAGAUGGAGGAUUGUAAGAGCUAUAUACAUGUUGGCUGUGAGUGUGGCCACUAUCAAGAUGGAGGAUUGUAAGAGCUAUAUACAUGUUGGCUGUGAGUGUGGUCACUAUCAAGAUGGAGGAUUGUAAGAGCUAUAUACAUGUUGGCUGUGAGUGUGGCCACUAUCUUGAUGGAGGAUUGUAAGAGCUAUAUACAUGUUGGCUGUGAGUGUGGCCACUAUCAAGAUGGGGGAUUGUGAUAGCUAUAUACAUGUUGGCUGUGAGUGUGGCCACAAUCAAGAUGGGGGAUUGUGAGAGCUAUAUACAUGUUGGCUGUGAGUGUGGCCACAAUCAAGAUGGAGGAUUGUGAUAGCUAUAUACAUGUUGGCUGUGAGUGUGGCCACUAUCUUGAUGGAGGAUUGUAAGAGCUAUAUACAUGUUGGCUGUGAGUGUGGCCACUAUCAAGAUGGGGGAUUGUGAGAGCUAUAUACAUGUUGGCUGUGAGUGUGGCCACUAUCAAGAUGGAGGAUUGUGAGAGCUAUAUACAUGUUGGCUGUGAGUGUGGCCACUAUCUUGAUGGAGGAUUGUAAGAGCUAUAUACAUGUUGGCUGUGAGUGUGGCCACUAUCAAGAUGGGGGAUUGUGAGAGCUAUAUACAUGUUGGCUGUGAGUGUGGCCACAAUCAAGAUGGAGGAUUGUAAGAGCUAUAUACAUGUUGGCUGUGAGUGUGGCCACUAUCUUGAUGAAGGAUUGGAGAGCUAUAUACAUGUUGGCUGUGAGUGUGGCCACUAUCAAGAUGGAGGGUUGUAAGAGCUAUAUACAUGUUGGCUGUGAGUGUGGUCACUAUCAAGAUGGAGGGUUGUGAGAGCUAUAUACAUGUUGGCUGUGAGUGUGGCCACUAUCAAGAUGGUGGAUUGUUAGAGCUAUAUACAUGUUGGCUGUGAGUGUGGUCACUAUCAAGAUGGAGGGUUGUGAGAGCUAUAUACAUGUUGGAUGUGAGUGUGGCCACUAUCAAGAUGGAGGGUUGUGAGAGCUAUAUACUUGUUGGAUGUGAGUGUGGCCACUAUCAAGAUGGAGGGUUGUGAGAGCUAUAUACUUGUUGGCUGUGAGUGUGGCCAGUAUCAAGAUGGUGGAUUGUGAGAGCUACAUACAUGUUGGCUGUGAGUGUGGUCACUAUCAAGAUGGAGGAUUGUAAGAGCUAUAUACAUGUUGGCUGUGAGUGUGGUCACUAUCAAGAUGGAGGAUUGUAAGAGCUAUAUACAUGUUGGCUGUGAGUGUGGCCACUAUCAAGAUGGAGGGUUGUGAGAGCUAUAUACAUGUUGGCUGUGAGUGUGGCCACUAUCAAGAUAGAGGGUUGUGAGAGCUACAUACAUGUUGGCUGUGAGUGUGGCCACUAUCAAGAUGGAGGAUUGUAAGAGCUAUAUACUUGUUGGCUGUGAGUGUGGUCACUAUCAAGAUGGAGGAUUGUAAGAGCUAUAUACAUGUUGGCUGUGAGUGUGACCACUAUCAAGAUGGUGGGUUGUGAGAGCUACAUACAUGUUGGAUGUGAGUGUGGCCACUAUCUUGAUGAAGGAUUGUAAGAGCUAUAUACAUGUUGGCUGUGAGUGUGGCCACUAUCAAGAUGGAGGGUUGUAAGAGCUAUAUACAUGUUGGCUGUGAGUGUGGUCACUAUCAAGAUGGAGGGUUGUGAGAGCUAUAUACAUGUUGGCUGUGAGUGUGGCCACUAUCAAGAUGGUGGAUUGUUAGAGCUAUAUACAUGUUGGCUGUGAGUGUGGUCACUAUCAAGAUGGAGGGUUGUGAGAGCUAUAUACAUGUUGGAUGUGAGUGUGGCCACUAUCAAGAUGGAGGGUUGUGAGAGCUAUAUACUUGUUGGAUGUGAGUGUGGCCACUAUCAAGAUGGAGGGUUGUGAGAGCUAUAUACUUGUUGGCUGUGAGUGUGGCCAGUAUCAAGAUGGUGGAUUGUGAGAGCUACAUACAUGUUGGCUGUGAGUGUGGUCACUAUCAAGAUGGAGGAUUGUAAGAGCUAUAUACAUGUUGGCUGUGAGUGUGGUCACUAUCAAGAUGGAGGAUUGUAAGAGCUAUAUACAUGUUGGCUGUGAGUGUGGCCACUAUCUUGAUGGAGGAUUGUAAGAGCUAUAUACAUGUUGGCUGUGAGUGUGGCCACUAUCAAGAUGGGGGAUUGUGAUAGCUAUAUACAUGUUGGCUGUGAGUGUGGCCACAAUCAAGAUGGGGGAUUGUGAGAGCUAUAUACAUGUUGGCUGUGAGUGUGGCCACAAUCAAGAUGGAGGAUUGUGAUAGCUAUAUACAUGUUGGCUGUGAGUGUGGCCACUAUCUUGAUGGAGGAUUGUAAGAGCUAUAUACAUGUUGGCUGUGAGUGUGGCCACUAUCAAGAUGGGGGAUUGUGAGAGCUAUAUACAUGUUGGCUGUGAGUGUGGCCACUAUCAAGAUGGAGGAUUGUGAGAGCUAUAUACAUGUUGGCUGUGAGUGUGGCCACUAUCUUGAUGGAGGAUUGUAAGAGCUAUAUACAUGUUGGCUGUGAGUGUGGCCACUAUCAAGAUGGGGGAUUGUGAGAGCUAUAUACAUGUUGGCUGUGAGUGUGGCCACAAUCAAGAUGGAGGAUUGUAAGAGCUAUAUACAUGUUGGCUGUGAGUGUGGCCACUAUCUUGAUGAAGGAUUGGAGAGCUAUAUACAUGUUGGCUGUGAGUGUGGCCACUAUCAAGAUGGAGGGUUGUAAGAGCUAUAUACAUGUUGGCUGUGAGUGUGGUCACUAUCAAGAUGGAGGGUUGUGAGAGCUAUAUACAUGUUGGCUGUGAGUGUGGCCACUAUCAAGAUGGUGGAUUGUUAGAGCUAUAUACAUGUUGGCUGUGAGUGUGGUCACUAUCAAGAUGGAGGGUUGUGAGAGCUAUAUACAUGUUGGAUGUGAGUGUGGCCACUAUCAAGAUGGAGGGUUGUGAGAGCUAUAUACUUGUUGGAUGUGAGUGUGGCCACUAUCAAGAUGGAGGGUUGUGAGAGCUAUAUACUUGUUGGCUGUGAGUGUGGCCAGUAUCAAGAUGGUGGAUUGUGAGAGCUACAUACAUGUUGGCUGUGAGUGUGGUCACUAUCAAGAUGGAGGAUUGUAAGAGCUAUAUACAUGUUGGCUGUGAGUGUGGUCACUAUCAAGAUGGAGGAUUGUAAGAGCUAUAUACAUGUUGGCUGUGAGUGUGGCCACUAUCAAGAUGGAGGGUUGUGAGAGCUAUAUACAUGUUGGCUGUGAGUGUGGCCACUAUCAAGAUAGAGGGUUGUGAGAGCUACAUACAUGUUGGCUGUGAGUGUGGCCACUAUCAAGAUGGAGGAUUGUAAGAGCUAUAUACUUGUUGGCUGUGAGUGUGGUCACUAUCAAGAUGGAGGAUUGUAAGAGCUAUAUACAUGUUGGCUGUGAGUGUGACCACUAUCAAGAUGGUGGGUUGUGAGAGCUACAUACAUGUUGGAUGUGAGUGUGGCCACUAUCUUGAUGAAGGAUUGUAAGAGCUAUAUACAUGUUGGCUGUGAGUGUGGCCACUAUCAAGAUGGAGGGUUGUAAGAGCUAUAUACAUGUUGGCUGUGAGUGUGGUCACUAUCAAGAUGGAGGGUUGUGAGAGCUAUAUACAUGUUGGCUGUGAGUGUGGCCACUAUCAAGAUGGUGGAUUGUUAGAGCUAUAUACAUGUUGGCUGUGAGUGUGGUCACUAUCAAGAUGGAGGGUUGUGAGAGCUAUAUACAUGUUGGAUGUGAGUGUGGCCACUAUCAAGAUGGAGGGUUGUGAGAGCUAUAUACUUGUUGGAUGUGAGUGUGGCCACUAUCAAGAUGGAGGGUUGUGAGAGCUAUAUACUUGUUGGCUGUGAGUGUGGCCAGUAUCAAGAUGGUGGAUUGUGAGAGCUACAUACAUGUUGGCUGUGAGUGUGGUCACUAUCAAGAUGGAGGAUUGUAAGAGCUAUAUACAUGUUGGCUGUGAGUGUGGUCACUAUCAAGAUGGAGGAUUGUAAGAGCUAUAUACAUGUUGGCUGUGAGUGUGGCCACUAUCAAGAUGGAGGGUUGUGAGAGCUAUAUACAUGUUGGCUGUGAGUGUGGCCACUAUCAAGAUAGAGGGUUGUGAGAGCUACAUACAUGUUGGCUGUGAGUGUGGCCACUAUCAAGAUGGAGGAUUGUAAGAGCUAUAUACAUGUUGGCUGUGAGUGUGGCCACUAUCAAGAUGGAGGAUUGUAAGAGCUAUAUACAUGUUGGCUGUGAGUGUGGCCACUAUCAAGAUGGAGGAUUGUAAGAGCUAUAUACAUGUUGGCUGUGAGUGUGGCCACUAUCAAGAUGGAGGGUUGUGAGAGCUAUAUACAUGUUGGCUGUGAGUGUGGUCACUAUCAAGAUGGAGGGUUGCAAGGGCUAUAUACAUGUUGGCUGUGAGUGUGGCCACUAUCAAGAUGGGGGAUUGUGAGAGCUAUAUACAUGUUGGCUGUGAGUGUGGUCACUAUCAAGAUGGAGGGUUGUAAGAGCUAUAUACAUGUUGGCUGUGAGUGUGGCCACUAUCAAGAUGGAGGAUUGUGAGAGCUAUAUACAUGUUGGCUGUGAGUGUGGCCACUAUCAAGAUGGAGGGUUAUGAGAGCUAUAUACAUGUUGGCUGUGAGUGUGGUCACUAUCAAGAUGGAGGAUUGUAAGAGCUAUAUACAUGUUGGCUGUGAGUGUGGCUACUAUCAAGAUGGAGGGUUGUGGUGUUAAUAUUGGCCACAGUGAUUGGUGUAUACUGACUGUGUACACCCCUACGUCAGUCAUGUGGGUCAUUAACUUCAAGGAGCAAUAGGAGAGUUUGUGUGUUACUCCGAUAUAGUCACACCGUCGCUGCGUGAAUGGUACUGACCUCAUUUUUUUCAUCUGACUCGAUGGUUGCAUUAUGUUAUUUACUGCACAACUUGUUGAUUUGUAUUAUUUAUUUUGUUAAGUUUUAGAAUGAUAAAGCAACUAAUCAUUUUUUCUAUUCAUCAUUUCUGUGUUACAAUGGACACACUGCUUCCUACCUGUUUGUGAAGGAAGAUGGGGUGUUGUUCGCUGUGUUCUUGUGUGAGUAGUUCCCUGUUGUGUUGUGUCUGUGACUGUAUGCCUGUGUGAUGUUUUCUGUGUAUAUGGGAGUAUAUGUUAUGUGUGGGAGGAAACUGUGUGAUGAGGAGACUGGUAUAACUGUGUGAUUAGGAAACUUUGGCAUAAUUGUGGGAGAAAACUGUGUGAUGAGGGGACGGUGGUAUAACUGUGUGAUGAGGAGAAUGUGGUAUAACUAUGAUGAGAAGACUGUAGUAUAACUGUGAUGAGACUGUGGUAUAACUGUGAUGAGGAGACUGUGGUAUAACUGUGAUGAGGAGACUGUGGUAUACCUGUUUGAUGAGACUGUGGUAUAACUGUGUGAUUAGGAGACUGUGGUAUAACUGUGUGAUGAGGAAACUGUGGUGAUGAGACUGUGGUAUAACUGUGAUGAGACUGUGGUAUAACUGUAUGAUUAGGAAACUGGUAUAACUGUGAUGAGGAGACUGUGGUAUAACUGUGAUGAGGAGACUGUAGUAUAACUGUGAUGAGGAGACUGUGGUAUAACUGUGGUGAUGAGACUGGUAUAACUGUGUGAUUAGGAAACUGUGGUAUAACUGUGGUGAUGAGACUGUGGUAUAACUGUGAUGAGACUGUGGUAUAACUGUGUGAUUAGGAAACUGGUAUAACUGUGAUGAGGAGACUGUGGUAUAACUGUGAUGAGGAGACUGUGGUAUAACUGUGAUGAGGAGACUGUGGUAUAACUGUGAUGAGGAGACUGUGGUGAUGAGACUGGUAUAACUGUGUGAUUAGGAAACUGUGGUAUAACUGUGGUGAGGAGACUGUGGUAUAACUGUGAUGAGACUGUGGUAUAACUGUGGUGAGGAGACUGUGGUAUAACUGUGUGAUUAGGAGACAGGUCGCAGACGUUUACCACGUCAGUGAAACCCACGAGCACAGGUAUGGUACUGACAAACUGUGGUGUGACUGUGUGAUGAGGAGACUGUGGUAUAGCUGUGUGGUGAGGAUACAGUGGUGUAAGUGUGAUGAGACUGGUAUGACUGUGUGACAAGGAGACUGUGGUAUAACUGUGUGACAAGGAGACUAUGGUAUAACUGUGUGAUGAGGAGACUGGUAUAACUGUGCGAUAAGGAUACUGUGGUAUAACUGUGCGAUGAGAAUACUGUGGUAUAGAUGAGGAUACUGUGGUAUAACUGUUAAUGGUGUGUGAUGUACUGUGAUCAUGAGAAUUGAUUUUUUACAUGAUUUCUCUGUAUAUGUACCUUCACAUGCUUGAAAUGUCUACAACAUCAUUGGAGUACAUUCAUAUUUAUUAUAAUAAAAUGGGGUUUAAUACUGA